AUUUUUUUUUAUUGUAACAGAGAAGCGCGCGACAUUCGGAAGCUGAGAUAUGGUUGCUUGCCUGAUAUUUUCCUCCUCUCUUCCUGGACAGUCUUCAGAUUUUCCUGUAUUCUUACUACUUUGUGCUUUUCUUGCUGUCCGUACUGAACAGUAAAACACAUUAAGAACUUUACAUUUUCUGAUAUAUUGACAUGCCAGAAGGAUGUUUGUUUGCUUCAUUUUUUAAUAAACGAUUUGAAAGAACCGGUUGAUGGGUCCUUGGAGAGUUACGGCCAAUCAGGAGUGAAGAUUUUUCGCGCUGGUUGGGUAGGAGGGCGGAGGUGUGGUCUGGCAGCGAGCAGAGCUGCUUGUUUCAGGCUCAGUGUUAUGAUUAUAUGAGUGUACCUAAAUAAUCGUGGAUAUAUUACGGAUGUUAGCAGGUAAUGUUACGGUGGUUUGCACCCCUUGUGGGGCUGGCAUGAGGGUUUUCUUCCUUCCGUUGGGUUGCAGUAAUGCAAUGCUGGUGGCGGUAAUGUAUUAGUGGUCUGAAGGCCGCUGUCAUUCAUUGAGGGAACUAACUGCUACGACACUUGAGGACCGCUUACUAGUGAAGUAAUACAGCAUUGGAUACUAUGUAAAACCUGCCUUUGUUCUUUCUUUGGUUUAUCGCUGCUAUAUUUUGGUUUAUUUUAUAAAGCAGUUUCUCGAGAGUUUAUUUACACGGCAGUUCGUCUAACGAGUGUAACUUUAAGACUGGAAUCAACUGGCUGGAUGUAUUCUGGUGCAUAAUUUCCUGUUGCUUUUGACUGUCACAAUGAAGCAGGUACCUGAGAUACUGGAAAAUAACAGUGGAAAGACUCCUAAUUGUGAGCUAACAGCUGACCAUACUCUUCUUAUGGAAAAAGCAACUGCUCAUCUGUCUGUUGCAUUGCAGGAGAGUGUACUUCAGCAGUUCAGUAACAGGGGUCUGCCUUUCAUUGCUGUAGAUAAGCUGAACGACUUGACUGUACGAACUGCAGCAUCAGGGCCAUCAGAAAACAAACUGGAGAUUGUAACAGAGGACCCAGAAGGAACAGGGACACCAGACACCACUCCAAAAAAGAGUGGUUCACCGGAGAUCAAGCUGAAAAUUACAAAAACCUACAUGAAUGGAAAGCCACUUUUUGAGUCUUCCAUCUGCAGUGAUCUGGUGUCAGAGCCGUCUGAGAUCCAAGCUGUUGAAGACUACGUAAAAUCUGAUGUGAAGGAGAAAAGAAACCGGAAAAAAAGCAUAAAGUAUGAUUCUCUGCUUGAACAGACUGCAGCUCAGGCAUCUCCUCAAUCCAAGACUUAUGUUGCUACUUCUGAACCAGCAAAGGUUGCCGCUGAGGCAGUAGACUGCCAAACUGAUGGUGAGCCCCUGAAGUUCAAUGUCUGUGAUGUUGUCUGGUCUAAAGUCUCUGGAUACCCCUGGUGGCCUUGCAUGAUUACAUGUGAUCCUUUGAUACGCAGUCACACAAAGCUGACAGGACAAAACAAGCCUCUUCGCCACUAUCACGUUCAGUUCUUUGGGAAUGCGCCCGAAAGGGCUUGGAUAUUUGAAAAGAGUGUUGUAUCAUUUGAAGGAGAACACCAGUAUGAACAACUGUGUCAGGAAAGCAGUUCGCAAGUGCCGACUGCAUAUGAGGAAACUUCACUGCUAAAACCUAUUGCUGUAAAGUUACGAGACCAAUGGAAUAUGGGGAUAAACCAAGCAAAGGAAGCUCUUGAAAUGACCUUGGAAAACAGGAAAAAUAAGUUUACUUUUGUUUACAUUGAUAACCGCCCUCAUCUUAACCCUCUAGUAGCAAAGGAAGUAGGAGUUGAGGAUCCUGUAGAGGGUGCUUAUGAGACAGAUGGUUCUUCUGAGUCCGAAAACUCAGAUGAUGACUCCCAUUCAAAGAAAAAGAAACAAAAAGUAUCAAAAUCUGAUGAAGCUUGUAGAAAGGGCGAUUCAAGAACAAAAUCCUCCCCUAAAAAAUCAGAAAGGACAAGUUAUGGAAGUGUAAUUGGCUCCCCUUCAGCUAGUAAGAGAACUGGAAUCUGCACUCCUCGUGGUAGGAAAGGAGAGUCAACACAGUUUUUAGUUUUCUGCCUGAAACACAGAGAUGAGGUCGUUUCUGAACACCCAGAUGCCUCUGGUGAGGAGAUAGAAGAAUUACUAGAGUCACAGUGGAACAUGCUGAGUGACAAACAGAAAGCUCGCUAUAAUACUAAAUUUGCCAUGGUGACUUCUCCAGAAUCAAAAAAAUUUGAAGGAAAAUUAGGAAGCCCUGAGGUAGACCAGCCAAGACGUCAGUCUAAGAGGACUUGCCCAUCUGCAGAGGAGUCUGAAAUACUGCGAAAGAGAUCAAGAUGCGAUGAUCAGAGCCAGAAGGUAGAAUCCUCUAGUGGAAGACCAACAAGAACCAGAUCCUUUGGGGAUAAGGGAUCUAAAGUCUCCCAGUUUGCUACACCGCAGAACAGCCAGUCAGCUGUUAGCAAGUUGUCUGAUUCCUGCAAACCACUGAAGAAACGAACUGGAACUUCUGGAACUGGGUCGCCUUUCUAUGAAAGCAGGAAAAGUUCAUCUCCAGCAGCCUCUCUUAAUGGGAAUGAGACGUCAUCGGAAGGACAUGGAGAUGAACGCUCCGAUUCACCUUAUGAAAGUGCAGAUGAGAGUCAGACAGAAGCCUCUACAUCUUCAAAAAAGUCAGAUCGAGGAGGGGCAGCUAAAAAAGAGCAUGUUUGCCAGGUUUGUGGAGCAAGUGGAGAUUUACUUCUGUGUGAGGGGCAGUGCUUUGGAACUUUUCAUUUAAAGUGCGUUGGGUUAUCUGAAAAACCGGAGGGUAAAUUCAUAUGUAAUGAAUGUUCAUCAGGUGUCCAUGAAUGCUUCAUGUGCAAGAAUGGUACAGAUGUAAAGCGCUGUAUGUCAUCCCAGUGUGGAAAAUUUUACCAUGAAGAUUGUGUGAAAAAAUGCCAGCGAGCGGUGGUUGAUUCAAAGGGGUUUCGGUGUCCUCUGCAUACCUGUUUGAGUUGCUAUGUUGCUGGUCCUUCCAAUCCCAAAGCAACAAAAGGAAAAAUGAUGCGCUGUAUACGUUGUCCUGUUGCCUAUCAUGCUGGAGAUGAAUGCAUUGCGGCUGGGUGUGCAGUAUUAAAUUCCACAAGCAUAAUCUGUACCAACCAUUUUAAACCAGUCAAGGGUAAUAGCCACCAUGCACAUGUUAAUGUGGCUUGGUGCUUCGUGUGUUCUAAAGGUGGCAGCCUGUUAUGCUGUGAAUCCUGCCCCGCUGCCUUCCAUCCAGACUGUUUAAACAUUGAAAUGCCUGAUGGUAGCUGGUACUGCAAUGACUGCAAAAAUGGGAGAAAACCGCAAUAUCAUGAUAUCAUCUGGGUUAAACUGGGCAACUACAGAUGGUGGCCUGCAGAGGUGUGCCAUCCUAAGGAUAUACCACCAAAUAUCCAGAAGAUGAAACAUGACAUUGGAGAGUUUCCAGUUUUUUUCUUUGGCUCCAAGGAUUAUUAUUGGACUCACCGCAGACGUGUAUUUCCAUACAUUGAGGGAGAUCGAGGAAAUAAAGAUCAUGGAAAUGGCAUUGGCAAAGUCUUUAGGAGUGCUCUUGAAGAAGCAAAUGCUCGCUUUCAGGAGAUUAAACGUCAGCGAGAGACUAGAAAAGCACAGGAGAAUGAACGGAGGCCGCCUCCUUACCAGUUCAUCAAGGUGAACAAACCUUGUGGAAAGGUUCAAGUUUACACUGCAGAUAUUUCAGAGAUCCCAAAGUGCAAUUGUAAACCUUCUGAUGACAACCCUUGUGGUCUGGAUUCAGAGUGUUUGAAUCGUAUGUUAAUGUACGAGUGCCAUCCAGCAGUUUGUCCAGCCAAGGAAAAGUGCCAAAACCAGUGUUUCACCAAGCGACAGUAUCCUGAAACAAAAAUUAUCAAGACAAUCGGAAAAGGCUGGGGAUUGGUAGCAAAGAGAGAUAUUAAAAAGGGAGAAUUUGUGAAUGAAUAUGUUGGAGAACUCAUCGAUGAAGAGGAGUGUCGAGCAAGAAUUAAAUAUGCUCAAGAAAAUAACAUCUGCAAUUUCUACAUGCUUACAAUAGAUAAGGAUCGUAUAAUUGAUGCUGGUCCUAAAGGAAAUUACUCGCGUUUCAUGAACCACAGCUGCCAGCCCAACUCUGAGACUCAAAAAUGGACAGUCAAUGGGGACACACGUGUUGGUCUCUUUGCGGUUUGUGAUAUCCCAGCAGGAUCCGAGCUGACCUUUAAUUACAAUCUGGACUGCCUUGGCAAUGAGAAAACUGCUUGCAGAUGUGGUGCUCCAAACUGCAGUGGCUUCCUUGGAGACAGGCCUAAGAAUCAGUCAACGAAUGUUCCUGAUAAAAAAAUUAAGCGGAAGAAAAAGCGAAGAAGUAAAAGCGAAGGUAAAAAAGAGUCUGAAGAUGAUUGCUUUCGCUGUGGAGAUGGUGGAGAAUUAGUAUUGUGCGACAGAAAGUCUUGUACCAAAGCCUAUCAUCUUUCUUGCUUAGAUCGAACCAAGCGACUUCAUGGAAAAUGGGAAUGCCCUUGGCAUCACUGUGAUGUUUGUGGAAAGCCAUCAGUAGCAUUUUGUCAGUUCUGCCCCAACUCUUUCUGUAAAGAGCAUCAGGAAGGAGCAAUUUUCAGCUCUUCAUUAGACGGACAGAUGUGCUGUUCUGAACACGAUCUGGACAUGGAUGCUGCUGAAAGUAUGGAAACAGAGAAUCCGGUCAAAGAAAAAUUGUCGUCAGAAAGUAAAAAGUCAAGAAACAGUUGUCCUUGAUGUUCUCUGCGCACAGAAACAUAAGACUAAUGGACUAGAAGUUUCUGCUGCCAACACUAUUAUGUACAUAUGUCCAUUUGACUUAAUUAUUGCAGUUACAUAUUUUACUGUACAGGUUUUGUUUUUUCAGGGAAAGCAUUUUUGUAUCCACUGAGCCAUCUUCUGCAGUGUAUGCUGCAUCUGCACUGGUGAUCGCACAGAUCAUGAGACAUUAAGGACAAAAAGCCACUGAACUACACAGCAUUACAGUUUAAAACUUGAAUAGCAUGUUAAAGUAUAACAAAGAGUUUUAGCAGGAAGCCUAUAUUAAGGUUGGUGCUGAUAUAGUCUGUUUUUGGAAUCGGCAUCUGUAGGGGCUCUGUUUUUAGAUUAUAAGGUUUUAACACAGUGAGAGUAAGAUGUGGGUGGGGCAUUUUAUCUUCCACAGAUUUGUUGUUGUAUUAAAGUUAAAAAUUCAGGGUGUUGAGUCUUCUGUAUACCAGAAAGGAAUAAAUCCCAGAGUCCAAGUUCUAGGUGAUAAAAAAGUUUUUUUUUAUAUCUGUUUCAGGAAAUCAAACAAAAAAUGAUAUAGAAAUAUCAUAUUGUACGUUAUGUUUACCAACCUGAGGCGUGAUUGGUACAGUAACAGAAGACAUUAUUACUUUUAAUACCAGUUUGCUCAGUGUACUAAUAUAGUUUUUUGUGUAGUUUUUUUUCUUUAUCCCUGGAAGUAUAGCUGUAUUAUAAAGAGAAAUUUUUUAUGUUCCAUUGGACAGUUUUUAGUGUUGGUCAAAGAUGCAUAUAUUUAUAUAAAUAUUCUGCUAUAUCUGGAAUCUGGAGUACUUGUUACUCUAAAAUUAUUACCAGUAAAAGCAGCGUUUUUAUGUGUCA
Messenger RNA from Protopterus annectens (West African lungfish), 5647 nucleotides. It is a transcript of the gene NSD2, whose product is annotated as nuclear receptor binding SET domain protein 2. Gene Ontology annotation, biological process: regulation of DNA-templated transcription. The coding region runs from base 794 to 4777 and encodes 1327 amino acids. Lineage: Eukaryota; Metazoa; Chordata; Ceratodontiformes; Protopteridae. Gene Ontology annotation, cellular component: nucleus; chromatin. Gene Ontology annotation, molecular function: histone H3K36 methyltransferase activity; protein binding. The record is from RefSeq and is a predicted model, not a curated record. The transcript is spliced from 24 exons.